CUCCAUCGCCGCCCUGCGAGCGCCCGCGGCGCCUCUAGAGCGGCCGGUAACAUGCAUGUAUCACUGGCUGAGGCUCUGGAGGUUCGGGGAGGUCCAUUACAAGAAGAAGAAAUAUGGGCUAUUUUGAAUCAAAGUGCAGAAAGCCUUCAGGAGUUAUUCAGAAAAGCUGAUCAUACCACGCUGGGGUUCAUUAUUUCUCCAUGGUCUCUGCUGCUACUCCCUUCUGGCAGCGUCUCCUUUACGGACGAACAUGUUGCCCAGCAAGACCUUCGAGCGUUCACAGCGCCAGAGGUUCUGCAGAACCAGUCGCUCUCGUCUCUCUCGGACGUUGAAAAGAUCCAUAUUUAUUCUCUUGGUAUGACACUUUUUUGGGGAGCUGACCAUGAAGUUCCUCAAAGCCAACCUAUCAAACUUGGAGAUCAUCUCAACAGCAUCCUCCUCGGCAUGUGCGAAGAUGUCAUUUACGCCCGGGUAUCCGUGCGGACCGUCCUGGAUGCUUGCAGUGCCCACAUAAGGAACAGCAACUGUGCUCCUUCCUUCUCAUACGUGAAGCAGUUGGUCAGGCUUGUUCUGGGAAGCCUGUCGGGGGUGGAUCAACUUUCUUGCAACGGAGGUAGAAAGCUGCAGCCCGACAGGAGCCAGGCUAUUCGGGACAGGCUGAGAGGAAAAGGUCUCCCCACAGCAAAAAACCUGAUGGUCGAUGCAUCUGAUGGACCCAAGCCUCAUUUCUCCCAACAGAUCACACUUAACAAAGGACUUAGCAAAUCUAUGGGUUUUCUGUCCAUUAGAGGAACACAGCGCGAGGAGGAGUUUUUCCAAGGUAUUUCCACAGAUUACAGCUCAGGACAGGAAGAUGCUUUUUGUCCUCGUCAAUGUAAAACCAGUGAUUUUGAAAAGAAAGGUCCCCUUCAUACAGAUGCUACUCCCAAGCGGAAAAUCUGGGCUUCCUCCACAGACUUGCUUUGCACAAGUGACAAAGCAGCUGAGAGAGACCAUGCUGGAGACUCCCACAAACACAGCCAUCAGUGUGAGACAUUUAUGGUACGGACUUCUGCUCCUGCAAGAAACAAGGAGGCGAGGUAUUCUGAUGGGAGCAUAGCAAUGGACAUCUUUGGGCCUCAAAAACUGGAACAAACACGUCACGGGCCUGAGACGUCAACUUCUGCAGCAAUAUCCAGCGCCUUUGACAGGAUAAGAGAGAGACAGAAGAAGUUGCAGCUUCUGAGGGAAGCCAUGAAUGUAGAAGAGCCUUUGAGACGGUACAAAUCCUACCACAGUGAUGUCUACAGCACCUCCAGCGAAAGUCCGUCUAUUAUUUCCUCAGAACCAGAUUUCCGGCAAGCGAGAAGAAAUGAAGGUUUCAAGAGAGAUGAUACCAGCGGCGCUUUACCGGGCGCUGAUGAUAUCUCCACAUUGAGUCAAGCUAAUUCUCAGCGGGCCAGGCAGCACGAGGCACCAUUUGAAGGCAACCUUAUCAGCCAAGAAGUGAUGCUGAAGCGCCAGGAAGAAGAAAUGGUUCAACUGCAGGCCCGAAUGGCGCUCCGGCAGUCCCGACCUAACCUCUACCCGGGAGAUGCCAUCAGGUCCUCCAUCCUGGACAUCACCCGAGAUCCGCUGAGGGAGAUUGCGCUGGAAACGGCCAUGACGCAACGAAAACUGAGGAAUUUCUUUGGCCCCGAAUUUGUGAAAAUGACUAUUGAGCCAUUCAUCUCCUUGGAUCUGCCAAAGUCUAUCUUGACGAAGAAAGGGAAGAGCGAUGAUACCAGACGAAAAGUCAAUGUCAUGCUCCUGAGUGGGCAGAAGCUGGAGCUGACCUGUGACACCAAGACGAUUUGUAAAGACGUCUUCGAUAUGGUCGUGGCCCAUAUUGGCCUGGUGGAGCAUCACCUGUUUGGACUGGCUACGUUAAGAGACCAUGAAUUUUUCUUCGUUGAUCCUGACAUAAAGCUAAGUAAAGUAGCUCCCGAAGGCUGGAAAGAGGAAUCAAAGAAAAAGAGCAAGCCCCCUGUCAACUUCAUUCUCUUCUUUCGCAUCAAGUUUUUUGUGGACGAUGUCAGCCUUAUACAGCAUACUUUGACCUGUCACCAGUAUUAUCUGCAGCUGCGGAAGGACAUCCUGGAAGAUAGGAUGCACUGUGACGAUGAGACAGCCUUGUUAUUAGCAUCCCUAGCUCUCCAAGCUGAGUAUGGAGAUUACCAGGCAGAGGUACACGGCAUGUCCUACUUCAGGCUAGAGCACUACCUACCAGCAAGAGUGUUGGAGAAACUGGAUCUGUCCUACGUCAAGGAGGAGCUGCCCAAAUUGCACAGCACUUACGUGGGUGCUUCUGAAAAGGAGACAGAGUUAGAGUUUUUGAAGAUGUGUCAGAGGCUCACGGAGUACGGUGUGCACCUUCAUCAUGUGCUGCCUGAGAAGAAGUCCCAGACGGGCAUCCUGCUGGGAGUGUGUUCCAAGGGAGUCAUCGUUUUUGAAGUGCACAACGGGAUCCGCUCACCUGUGCUGCGUUUUCCGUGGAGAGAGACGAAGAAAAUAUCUUUUAGUAAGAAGAAGAUUACUUUGCAGAACACGUCAGAUGGCAUCAAGCACGCAUUUCAGACUGACACUAGUAAGACUUGUCAGUACCUUCUGCAUCUCUGCUCUUCCCAGCAUAAGUUCCAGCUACAGAUGAGAACCAGGCAGAGCAACCAAGACACUCAGGACAUAGAAAGAGCUUCAUUUAGGAGCCUCAACCUUCAGGCCGAGUCCGUCAAAAGCUUUAACAUGGGCCGAGCGAUCAGCACGGGCAGCCUGGCGAGCAGCACCCUGAACCGGCUCGCCGUGCGCCCGCUCUCCGUGCAGGCAGAGAUCCUGAAGAGGCUUUCCUGCUCCGAGCUCUCCCUCUUCCAGCCGCUUCCCAGCUCCUCGAAGGAGAAGAAUGAGAAGAGCUCAUGGGAGGAGAGGCCCAGGGUCAUGAGCAAGUCAUUUCAUGAUCUGACUCAGAGCCACAUCUCCGUUCACCCUCCGCAGAAAAAUGUCAUCGCCGCUUUGGACUCCUCCUCCCCCAAAAUUGAGGACAUAAUGGGAAGAGUCUUUCAGCAGAUGCCCAAAUUUGACCCUGGAUCAGCAGUAGGAGCAUUAAAAUUGAACAAUUCAAAAUCUCAUGCAGGUUUAAGUAGAAGCCCCGAACAAAAGAAAAAUGAAUCAGACUCAUCGUCCCUUGAAGACACCGGUCAAGCCUAUGUUGUAGGCGUGAGCAUGAAUAGUUCUGGAAAUCUUCCAUCACCAACAUCACUAAAAGACAAUGGUGACACGCUGCAAGCAGCGCAGAGCAGAGUUUCGACGCCAGAAAGAGAGAUCACUUUGGUGAACUUGAAAAAGGAUGAAAAAAUGGGUUUAGGCUUUCACAUAAUUGGUGGAGAGAAGACGGGGAAACUUGAUCUGGGAAUUUUUAUUCACUCCAUUGUUCCUGGAGGGCCAGCUGAUUUGGAAGGAUCUUUAAAACCAGGCCACCGACUCAUAUCUGUGAAUAGCACGAGUUUGGAGGGCGUCAGCCACCACACAGCACUAGAAAUACUAGAGAACGCGCCUGAAGAUGUGACGCUUGUGAUCUCUCAGCCCAAGGACAAGCUUCCCAAAGCAUCGUCUAACCCUGCACAGCUCCCCAGUGCAACCAGAGGUUACUUAAGGCGGCCGGCGUCGGUUCAGGACAACGAGGCCGAGUCCUCCUCAGAAGAGCCCGGCCGCGCACGGGGCCACCAGAGACCCCUCUCCGGGAGCUCAUCCGGCCUGUCGGGCAAGCGGGACGGAAGCCUGAGCUCCCAGGACUCGAGGACUGAGAGCGCCAGCCUGUCCCAGAGCCAGGCGGCUGGCGGCCUCGGCAAGCGUGCGAGCAGCAGAGGCCACCAGGACGCCCAACAUUUCGGUGACGCCCUGGCCGCGCUCGCUAAAGGCAACGAGAAGAGGAGACCCUCAUCCGACAGCACCCGAGGGAAAACCAGAGGGCCUGGGAUGCUGGAGUCUGUGGAAUAUUCCGACCGGGGGGAUUCUGACAUGGAUGAGGCAACGUAUUCCAGCAGUCAGGAGCAACAGGCAGCUAAAAAGGCAGAGUGUAUUUCCUAUGAACGUUUCCCGUCAGUGGUACAGGAGAGUGAAAUGAGCUGGCCGGCUGUGCGAGAAUCUUCUCCAGGAAAUACAGUGAAGAAAACGAACUCUAAAAAGGUUAUUGCGACACUUCUUAAACCUGGAGAUAUCUUUGAGGUUGAACUAGCCAAAAAAGAUAACGGCUUGGGAAUAAGUGUCACGGUACUGUUUGACAAGGGCGGCGUAAAUACGAGCAUACGGCACGGAGGCAUCUACGUGAAAGCCAUCAUUCCCAAGGGAGCAGCUGAAGCGGACGGCAGGAUAGAAAAAGGUGACCGCGUGCUCUCGGUCAAUGGGAUUAGCUUGGAAGGCGCUACCCAUAAGCAAGCAGUGGAGACGCUGAGGAACACUGGGCAGGUGGUGCAUCUGCUGUUGGAAAAGGGGCAGCUCUCGGGAGCCAGGGGCCACGCUCCAGUGACACCGCAGUGCACGCCGCCCCACGAGCUGGCGCAGGGCGAGCCCCACGAGAAGCCAGCACCAAAAACUGCAAAUGCCAAGGACUACAGCUUUGUCACUGCAGAGAACACCUUUGAGGUCAAGUUGCUGAAGAACAGCUCGGGCCUCGGCUUCAGUUUCUGCCGUGAAGACAACCUCACCCCUGAGCAACUGGGCUCGACUAUUGUGAGGGUGAAAAAGCUCUUCCCUGGACAGCCUGCGGCGGAAAGCGGGCAGAUAGAAAUCGGGGAUGUCAUUCUGAAAGUGAACGGGGCAUCACUGAAGGGUUUAUCCCAGCAGGAGGUCAUCUCUGCUCUGAGAGGAACAUCUCCAGAAGUUUCUCUUCUCCUUUGUCGGCCGCCACCUGGGAUUCUACCAGACAUUGAUCCUUCUUUGUUGACGCCCAUCCAUUCACCCCAACAAGUAUUUCCAGACGUCAGCAAAGAAGUUACCAGUCUAUCAAAUGGAGAACAAGGCGACAGCUCAGAUGAGAAUGAAACUACUGAUCCGAGCAGCAAAAGGCUCAAAUCUCCUUCUAGGAGAGACAGCUACAGUGACAGCAGUGGGAGCGGUGAAGAGGAGGUGGUGGAUUCCCCCGCGCCCGUGGGCCCUGACUGGAGUUCAACACUCUACCAGAGCUCUGAUGAAGGCCACGGGCCAUCCGAGACGCACAGCGGGCGCCAAGAGGCUUUUCGCACCAUCCUCUAUGCUGCUCAUGAGCCCUCGAGCAAGUCGGAGUCUGAGGACAGCAGUCUGCCACUGGAUUUGCCGCCGAUCCCAACCUGUAGAACUGUUCCUGAUGUGACCACGUCAAUUUUAAUAAACGACUCACAUGCGAGUCCUGCUCCUGAGCUGACUCCACACCUGGGAGGAAUGACAUUAUUGAGUCAGUUGGAAAAAAGUACUGAAGAAUAUGAGCCAGAAGUAGAGCUCCAAGUUACCAUGACCAAGUCAGAAAAGGGCAGUCUGGGCUUCACAGUGACCAAAGGAAAUGAUAACAUUGGCUGCUACAUUCACGAUAUCGUUCAGGAUCCUGCCAAAAGUGAUGGGAGACUGCGACCUGGAGACCGCCUCAUAAAAGUUAAUGACAUGGAUGUCACUAACAUGAGUCACACAGAUGCAGUGAAUUUUCUGCGAGCCGCCCCGAAGACUGUCAGGCUGGUGCUGGGACGUGUUUUGGAGCUGCCCAAGAUGCCAGUGUUGCCUCACUUACUGCCUGAUAUUACGCUGACAUGCCAUAAGGAAGAGCUGGGUCUGUCUUUAUCAGGCGGGCAUGACAGCCUUUACCAAGUUGUGUAUAUCAGUGACAUCCUCCCCAAAUCAGCUGCUGCCAGAGAUGAGAGUCUCCAUGCAUUAGAUAUUAUCCAUUACAUUAAUGGAGUAAGCACGCAGGGGAUGACUCUGAAAGAAGCCAAAAGGAUGUUGGAAACCUCCUUUCCUAAAGUGGUGCUCAAAGUGACCAGAGAUGGUCACCCAGUGCUUCCAAAAUCCAAAAGCCCUGAUGGCUGCAAUUCGUGGUCACUGAAAGCUAACGGCUGCUCCCCUGGUGAUCACUGCAGUAAAGCAGAAACGACAGCUGAUGCUUAUGGGCCCAAGGUAAACGGCAAUGGCAUCCCUGAAGUGCCUCACACAAACACGGAAAAUCAUACCCAUCAAACAAAAGGAUUAAUGAAUCUCACAGGGUACAAAGAUGUCCCUUCCCUUGACUUUACCAAUCAGAUAGCAGAUUUGCCUAAGCACAGUGACAAGUCAGAAACAGAGAUUCCAGAUGAUGAGUAUUAUGAUGAAGAUGACCACAAUGAAGUCGUUCAGUAUCUGUUGGACGUUGUCGAUGAGGAAGCCCAGAACCUUUUAAAUCGCAAUAAUGCCACGUUGGAGGCCCAGACCUUGCUACAUCUCAAGAAGGCUGCGUCAGAUGAUCAUCUGCCAGAGGUGAAUGGGAAGCUGACGGAGGACAAAUCGGAAGAUACAGACUGUGAUGGAUCAUCUUUACCUGAAGACUUUUCAGAGCCAACGCAUAUAAAUGGUUGUGAAGAACAUUGUCAAGCACAAGCUACCCCAGAGAGGUCACCUCCACAACCUUCUUUGAGCCAAGCAGAUGAAGAUGAAAUCACGUGGGGAAGUGAUGAACUGCCAAUUGAAUCCAUAAACCCAGACCGUGUACAUAAAGAUUGCCUUUUAGUGACAAAUGAAGAGAUCUCUGCACUCCCUACUGUGAAAGUGCUUCCUGGAGGCAAGUACACAGGAGCCAGGUUAAAGUCUGUCAUCAGGAUGCUGCGGGGAUUGCUGGAACAGGGUGUCCCUUCCAAAGAGAUUGAAAAUCUUCAAGAGUUAAAACCUUUGGAUCAGUGUUUGAUCGGGCAAGCAAAAGAGAACAGGAGAAAGAACAGAUACAAAAACAUACUUCCAUAUGAUACCACCAGGGUCCCUCUCGGGGUUGAUGGGGGAUACAUCAAUGCCAGCUUCAUCCGCAUGCCCGUAGGGACCGAAGAGUUCGUUUACAUUGCGUGCCAAGGGCCCCUGCCGACGACUGUGGCAGACUUCUGGCAAAUGGUUUGGGAGCAAGACUGCACUGUGAUCGCCAUGAUGACUCAGGAGGUUGAAGGGGAAAAGAUAAAGUGCCAGCGUUAUUGGCCAGAUGUGCUCAAUAAAACCAUCAUGAUAAACGAUAGACUGCGGCUCGCGCUUGUGAGGCUGCAGCAGCUGAAGGGCUUUGUUGUCAGAGUGCUGGAGCUCGAGGAGAUCCAAACAGGGCAGGUGCGGCACAUCUCGCACCUCAACUUCGUCGCCUGGCCGGACCACGACACCCCUUCGCAGCCCGAUGACCUGCUCACGUUCAUCUCCUACAUGCGGCGCGUGCACCGAGCGGGGCCCAUCGUAACCCACUGCAGCGCCGGCAUCGGCCGCUCCGGGACCCUCAUCUGUAUAGACGUUGUCCUGGGGCUCAUCAGCAGGGAUCUUGAGUUUGACAUCUCGGACCUGGUGCGCACCAUGCGUCUGCAGCGGCACGGGAUGGUGCAGACAGAGGAUCAGUACAUUUUCUGCUAUCAAGUUGUCCUGUAUGUCCUGAAUCACCUCCAAGCUGAAGAACAACAGAGAGACAAAUAAAAUCCUGAUCCUGAACUCCUUUUAAAAUAAGGAAGUGAGGCAGUGGAGAGGUUCCUGCAUGUUGCAAUUGUUCUGCCAAAUACUAUCCAGUCCUUAUCUUCAAUUGCUGUCACGUGUCUUUGCUAUGCAGUCUAUCCAUCGUUCCAGUGAAGGUAUCUAGUCUAUGGAAUAUAUGGAGUGUAUGCAAAAGGUCUAACUCAUACAGUACCACUAUUAUCUUCAGC
This is a messenger RNA of Nothoprocta perdicaria, 7886 nucleotides long. RefSeq names its product protein tyrosine phosphatase, non-receptor type 13 (gene PTPN13). The record is from RefSeq and is a predicted model, not a curated record. Gene Ontology annotation, cellular component: cytoplasm; nucleus; cytoskeleton. Gene Ontology annotation, biological process: peptidyl-tyrosine dephosphorylation. The coding region runs from base 52 to 7662 and encodes 2536 amino acids. The transcript is spliced from 48 exons. Gene Ontology annotation, molecular function: protein tyrosine phosphatase activity; phosphatidylinositol 3-kinase regulatory subunit binding. NCBI's taxonomy places the organism in Eukaryota, Metazoa, Chordata, Aves, Tinamiformes, Tinamidae.